GAUGGCGGACUCGGUAGCGGCGGGGCUGGGAGAGGAGAAGGAGGCCGAGAGCGGGGAGAACGGGGAGAAGGAGCGGGAGAAACGGGCCGCCUGCGGAGCCGCCAGGCCGGACACGGGCAGCGGCGCCUCGGAGCAGACCGAGACCCUCGGCUUCUACGAGAGAAAGGCAAAGAAGGCGGACGGCCGGCGCAGUGUGUCCGAUCUGUCUCUGGUGAGGUUCGUCAGUGCUGAGCUGACCAGAGGAUAUUUUCUGGAACAUAAUGAGGCCAAAUACACUGAGAGGAGAGAGAGGGUCUAUACCUGCCUCCGCAUUCCCAGAGAACUGGAGAAGCUGAUGGUGUUUGGGUUCUUCCUGUGUCUGGAUGCGUUCCUGUAUGUCUUCACCCUGUUACCCCUCAGAGUGUUGCUGGCGCUCAUCAGACUGCUCACACUGCCCUGCUGUGGGCUCAGGGCUAAUAUAUGCCCACACUGCCACUACAGAAGCGGUUCUCGUCUCCUGCAGCCAGCUCAGGUGUGUGAUGUUCUAAAGGGGUUUAUCAUGGUGCUGUGUUACUUCAUGAUGCACUACGUGGACUACUCCAUGAUGUACCACCUGAUCCGGGGACAGUCUGUGAUCAAGCUCUACAUCAUCUACAACAUGCUGGAGGUGGCAGAUCGGUUGUUCUCGUCGUUUGGGCAGGACAUUCUAGACGCUCUGUACUGGACCGCCACCGAGCCCAAAGAGAGGAAAAGAGCCCACAUAGGAGUGAUACCUCACUUCUUCAUGGCUGUCCUUUACGUCUUUCUUCAUGCCAUUCUGAUCAUGGUUCAAGCCACCACCUUAAACGUGGCAUUCAACUCUCACAACAAAUCCCUGCUUACCAUCAUGAUGUCCAACAACUUUGUUGAGAUUAAGGGAAGUGUGUUCAAAAAGUUUGAGAAGAAUAACCUCUUUCAGAUGUCCAACAGUGAUAUUAAAGAAAGAUUCACAAACUAUGUGCUGUUAUUAAUCGUCUGCCUCAGAAAUAUGGAGCAGUUUUCCUGGAACCCAGAUCAUCUGUGGGUGCUGUUUCCGGAUGUGUGUAUGGUGAUUGCGUCGGAGAUUGCUGUGGAUGUGGUGAAACACGCUUUCAUUACUAAAUUUAACGACAUCCCAGCAGAUGUGUACGGGGAAUACAGAGCGAGCCUGGCAUUUGAUCUGGUCAGCAGCAGACAGAAAAACGCGUAUACAGACUACAGUGACAGUGUGUCCAGAAGAAUGGGAUUCAUCCCCCUCCCCCUCGCUUUACUGCUGAUCCGGGUGGUGACGAGCUCGGUGAAGGUGCAGGGGGCGCUUGGCUUUGCGUGUGUGGUACUCUUUUAUUUGGGUAUGAUCACACUAAAGGUGCUGAACAGCAUCGUGCUGUUGGGGAAGUCGUGUGUUUAUGUGAAGGAAGCAAACAUGGAGGAGAAGCUGUUCCAGUCUCCCCCCUCCGCUGCCCCUAGCAGAGCAUCCAGCAGAGCUCACCGGACCAAAUACACGCGGGAACCAGCGGGUGAGUCUGCAGACGAGGGUGUAUCUGCAUCAAUCAUCACCCAGCCCUCCCACCAGCCGGAGUACACUGCCUCUAAUCUCCCGACCAGCGAAUCGGAUCAGUUCCUCACUACGCCGGACGAGUCUGAGGAGAAGAUCCUCACUCAGGACGGAACAGAACUCGUACACAGAGCUCCUAAAAAAGACCUGCUGGAGAUCGACCGGUUUACCAUCUGCGGGAACAGAAUCGACUAAAUCACCAACGCUAAGAGACAUGCUUUACAUGCUGGUGUUCAGAGAGUGACGAGAGCUGGGGCGACAGGGAUGGACUGUUAUAUCCCCCAGUCUAACCAGCUCGAUUUUAUUUACCCUUGACCCUGGAGCUACUGGAUCCGGGUAGAAAGGAAUCGUGGGAUAUUUAUUAAGAAGUGCAUAUAAUUUAUUGAAGCUGCAGACUAAAACACAAACACACACACUUACUACACACACAUUAGACAACCUUACUUUUCUUUCUAUACUCCCUCAUUCUAAACUCAUGGAUCCAUAUUUGCUCGGAUAAAAAUUGAAGUAAGCCUUGGACUUAGAACUGAGAUGGUUGCCUGGUUGCUUUGCCGUCCUGAUGGGGAAGAAGAAAGAAAUGAAGAAAGAAAGAGAAAGAGCGAGUGAGUGAGCGAGUGAGCGUGCGCGGGAGGGAGAGAGGGAGAGGGAGAGAUAGAGGGAGAGAGAGACUUAGAAAAAAAGUAUAUAGACUCACUUCAGAUAGAGAAUAAGGUCUACGUUCCCACAGCAGGUAAAAGCAACCCAAAUCUGAUCUUUUUGAUCAUACGUGGUACAGGUGUGUUCUCUGUGUGGCAGUGUGAACACUGAAUCUGAUUUGGUUUUGAAAUCCAAUACAUAUCCAAUAAACAACAAUGUGUCUCAGACUGUACAACCAGAUCAGAAUUCAUGCAAUAUUUUUUUUUUCUUCAUCAAGGAAAAGGAACAUAAUGCAUUAAUGAGAGGGAAAAUGGACGACAGCAGUGAGUGAGGGGAUCAGUGGUGGGAUAGUGUUUGGGUCACAGCUGCUCUGUGUUUCUAAUGAAAUGGCCGAACGCAGCCAUAGGACAGCACUGCUGCAGUUUCAAAGGCCAUUAAAAGCCUAAAUACAAAGUUAAACAAAAACACAAACUAACGAAGUGGACGUGUCCGAAUGACGUGUCCUUUUUACAGCAAGGUUGAACAUAUUCUCUGUGAUGAGCCCAGCUGCAGACACUGAAACUGCUUGAUAGCUCCUGUGAUGCUGGGGAAGAUGAAACCAAAUCUUUACAUGAAGCUUUGCUACUUGGUGCAUAAGCAUCAGUUUAGCAGAGUGAAUUGUUCUGACCAACAUCAGAUGUACAGUAGAUCACAAUAAAAAAAGAGAGUCCAAACAGCCUAAAAUGAUCAACAGACUUCAACAGAGAAACUCGUUUACCUGCUGUGUGAACGUAGCAUUUUGUAUCGUGUCUUGUGACAAACACGGAUGCUAACCUGAAGAAUCUGCAGGUGUGAACUGAGUAUAAAGCGAGGUCUGUGAGGAGUGGUUUAAAAUGUGACUUUUCUUCAUGCAUGCAUUUUCCAUACAGGUGAAUUUUUACAUUAUUUCAGUUGUUCAGAUUGUGUGAAAUGCUCCAUUCUCUCAGAAUUCUAUACAGUAGUAGUGGUGGUGGUGAUGGAGGUGAUGGAUUUUUACCAGACGUGCCAGAGUUUAUUACUUAAUAGAUCAGGUCCAUGAUAAUGUGAAACUAUUGGUAAUGAAAUGGUAAAGAAUACACUGCCUGAUGCCUCAGACUGUUUUACUAUCAUUUUUUUUGGGAAGGUUCUGUCCUAAAACCACGGUAGUUCCCUUAGAAAACCUAUUUUUAUAUUAGCUACAAUUUUUACUGUAUCAUCACACUUAAAAAAAUAUAUCACAUAAAAUGAUAGUAUAGUAUUUAUUAGGCCAUAUUUGUGCUGUAAAUGUUACAACCCCCACUUCUCAUCACAUAACAUUUUUGUUACUGUGAGCAACUUUACAUCACACCACUCUGGAGACAUCCCAGUGAUGUCAUUAUUGGAUUCCCUCUACAGGCUCACUACACAUAUUUUCACAUUGAUGAUGGCACUGAGACCCUCGUAAUUCCUCAAAAGCUACACGGGACAUAUCAGUGAAGUGUGUAGAGCAGUUUAGCUCUGUAAGUUUGAAAAGCACUGGUGUGUAAAUUAUAGCCAGGGUAUCAAACAAUGACUUGUGUUUUUGUGUUUUUUUUUUUAUUAUUAUUGUGAAGCUAAAACGUGGUAAUUCUGAUUUUAUCAGGUAGUUUUUAUGCUCUGAUACAGACUUCAUUUAUGAUCAACCUUGAUAAAUCCAUUCAUUAUAAUUGAAUGCCUGUGAAUUGCAGACUAGCUCUUUAAUAAGAUUUUUAUAGUAUUAGUAUUUUGUACGAACAUGAUACAUGAUAGAGAUGCAGUGCAGAACACUAUAGGCAAAGUCCAAUAAAUCAUAAUCAUUCCUUUUGGUAAUUUUACUUAAGGAAUAUCAUAUAUAUAUAUGUGUGUAUGCUCCUGGAUAAAUAAGUCACUCAGUACUGGAUACAGUUGGUGCAUGUUCAGUUAUGAGCAAAUGUCUUAAAGUUGUGUAUUUCACUGUUUAAAUGCUUGAUCAUAUUCUGUACGUUAUUUGUUGUUAGUUCCUGUAGACCAAGGGUCGGCAAUUAGUUUUGGCCGCGGGACAGAUAUUUUUCAAGCUGUUAUGUGGUUUUUGGGAAAAAAGGCGUUAUAAGGAGAUAGGGAGCCCAAGAAUGGGCGGAAAAACGAGAACGGGCGGAAACUAAAGUCAUGCCGAGCGCGACAGCGAGACUGAGGAGGUGUGUAAACUAAAGUUUACCAAAGAAGAGUUUUAUUUUUUAUUUAUUUUAUUUUCAUUCGAUAUAGUUCAAACAACCUCACGGGCCAGACGUUUCACGCUUGGCCGCCUAUUGCCGACCCCUCCUGUAGACAAUCCAGUUUUAGCUCUUUUUUAAAAACGAAAUAUGCACUGAUCAGCCAUAACAUUAAAACCACCUCACUAAUAUGUAGGAAUGCACCGGUUUGGGAAUUCUGGGCUGAUGCAGAUACAAAAAAAACAAUAAAAAUACGAAUUUUGGUAUCACUGCAACCCUAAAAAUAUUUCCUAAUCCAUCAGUCAGCUUUCUUAGUCAUGUGACCGAUGCACUAUGCCAAACCAAUCACAAGCUCGACCAAUUACAGAUUAGGCCUGUUUAUUUCAGAAAAUUCUAGCUGUAUUAUUAUGUUUCUUAUUAUUUAUCCAGGAGUUCUGCUCUUCCGUUUGUUUGACUGCCUGUAAAGUUGAUUUUGCUCUGUUUAAAUGGCGUCACUCCAAAAACAUCCUGAUUCGACAUUUAAUAUAGUAUUAUUUUAGACCACCUUAAUAAUAAAAAAAUAUAUGUGAACAUAUGGACUGAAAAAUGCACUUUAGUUUACUAAAUCAAACUAUAUUUCAGUUUAUGUGGUUACAUGAACAAAAAAUAUCUAUCAUACAUUAUAACAUGGGUAUGGGUAGCUCCUCAGUCUUUAAGAUUCUUAUUUAUUGAUCUAGUUUACUGAGUGGUUCUGACCUGUGGGUGAAUUAAAAUUAUUAUUUUUUUUUUUAAUCUUUAAAGAUGAAAUAAAUCUUUCUGAUUUUUGGUGCUUAUAAUAACAGCUUAUAGGACAGAAUAUCUAGAGAAGUACUAUGGAAAUACAAAGCUUUCAUGUUUAAAACAAACAUUAGGAUUUUCUUGAAAAAUGUUGGCAUUGCUCUUGUUUCCUUUUUUCUUUUCUCAUUUUAAUUUUUCAAACUUCAGUGUGUUUUUUGAAGGAGUAAGACUUCAUAAUACAUGCAUAAGUAUAAAAUAGAUAUUUAAUAAAAAUAAAAUAAAAAUAACUGACAUGCCAAAAGUCAUGGGACAGCAGUGUGUAUUUUAAUAAUGAAGUUUUGCCUUGGGAAUGCCCACACCUGUAUUCUAAGUUGUGAGUGAUGUUGGACACUGGCCAGCAUGCUCAUGGCAAGGCCAGGUGAAUUAUGGGAGUGCGGCCUAAUAGUCAGUGCCAGAAGGAAGGGACGUUUAAUUUUUGAAGUUGUGUGGGCGUUUAAUAUUCCUAUCAGUCAUAGAAGUUAUAUAAGUCAUAGAAGGCAUUACCACCCACAGUGGACAGUGUACUGAGUUGCUUUUGUCUAGAACUGCCUGUGUGCACAAAUGAUCAAGCAAAUUUAGCAAUGCAAGGGACACAAUAAUAGCUCCUGUCUCAUGCCAUUUGGUAUGUCAGUGUAUAUAUUUAGUAUAAGAAACAAGUCAAAUAUGAAGUUUGCCAUCGUAUCUUUUAGGUUUUGUUUUAUUUGGACAUUUUUUCUUGCUGAAUUUUCAUCUAUAAUUAUGGAAGCUGCCCCAAUGUUUUUUUUCCUCUGAUAUCACUAAGCUUAGCAUGUAAUAAGGUCCAGCAGUCAGUCCCCAAACCCCAGUGUGUACUGGGAUAAUCUAUACCAGCACAUAACCUUUAUAUCUCAAUUCUAUCUGCAUAGUGUGUGCAAAUGUUGGGUCUUUUUGUAAGAUAUUAAGCUAAAUGCUUUCUAACCUAUCAGACUUCAAGACUAUGAUCAGACUGCAGAGCAAUUGUUAUUAUGAUUAGAUAGAACUUGUGCGUCCAGAUAUCACAAAUGUAUCUGUUCAGUUUCCUGUGUUAUAAAGAUUGAUGCCUUUAAUUCAUUACUCUGGAUUUGAUGAGGUUGUUGGUUGUCGUAUUGUAAAUGUUGCAAAAGACGCACUGAAAUCUGAUUAUCAGGCAUCUCUGCAAAUCUGAUUAUAAUCGCAUUUCAGACCACCUCAGACAAAUGUGGUUUGGAUCCGACUUGCAAAAAUCUGAUUUAAUGUGGUUUUAGUCUGUACAGACAAUUAAAAAGCAAUCUGGACACAAUCUAGAUAUAAAAAUCUGAUUUGGACUAGCAGUCUGAACAUAGCCUCUUCUCACCUCUCUUAUUCUCUCUCUCUUUUUUUCUGAUUCAUACAGAUACAGUAUGUUUCCUCUUAUUUUAUUGAUUAAUAUCGAUAUCUGCAGUUACUGAGUUAUUGAUUAGCUUUUUCUGUAAGAGCAGAAGCAGAUGGAUCAUUUCACAUCCUUUGUAAGUGAUGUAUUUUCAGGGGGGUGGGACGGGAAGGAAUGGGGGCGGGCACAUGAAAGGUAUUGCAUUUGUGAAUAAAAGUUUUGUUGUUUUGUA
Messenger RNA from Astyanax mexicanus (Mexican tetra), 6743 nucleotides. It is a transcript of the gene tapt1b, whose product is annotated as transmembrane anterior posterior transformation 1b. Gene Ontology annotation, biological process: maintenance of protein localization in endoplasmic reticulum; positive regulation of cilium assembly. Gene Ontology annotation, cellular component: endoplasmic reticulum membrane; ciliary basal body. The record is from RefSeq and is a predicted model, not a curated record. The coding region runs from base 2 to 1747 and encodes 581 amino acids. NCBI's taxonomy places the organism in Eukaryota, Metazoa, Chordata, Actinopteri, Characiformes, Acestrorhamphidae. The transcript has 15 exons.